AUAUCAAAAACUGCAAAAGACUAAAGAAGCUGCCCAGAGAGAUUUGCAAGCUAAAAGUUCUUAAAACCUUCAUAAUAUCUGGUUGCUCAAAUCUUGUAGAGUUGCCCAGAGACUUGUGGAGGAUGCAAUCCUUGGAAGUGUUUCUUGCCAAUGAAAUCCCAAUGAGUCAAUUACCCUCUAAGAGAAAACAGAACCCAAUAUGGCAUGCACUUAUCCGGUCUUGGGUUCCAAAUCCGAAAAAAGUUCUAGACCUUCCAUGGGUUUCUUUACCAAAGUCUUUGGUUAAAAUAAGUCUAUCUGGGUGCAACCUAUCUGAAGUUGAUUUUCCCAGGGACUUCAGUAAUUUAAUGUCGUUGCAGAACCUAGACCUCAGUAAAAAUCCAAUCAGUUGUCUUCCAGAUUGCAUCAGAACUCUUUCCAGGCUCAAUAAUCUUGAAUUAGCUUCUUGUACGAUGCUUAAAUUUCUCAUAGACCUACCUCGUGUCCACAAUUUGGGGCUGGGAUACUGCACUUCCCUAGAAAGAGUAACAUAUCUAUCAGUAGGGUGUCGGGCAAAAGUUUACCAUUUAAAUGGCUGUAAAGAACUCACUGAUAUGGAGGGAAGCUAUAAGUUGGAAUCCAUGGGAGGAGUUGAGAAAACAAUGAAGUCGUUGGAAUUAAGCAUGUGGGAUUCUGUCGGAAGCUUUGAAGUGAAAUUGUAUAACAAUUCAACUCAUACAGAAAGUAGAGGACCAGUAAAGGUAUUGUUUGAAAGCGGAAUGAUCAGCAUAUAUCUUCCAGGGAGCAUGGUUCCUGAUUGGUUUUGUUACAAGAGUGCUGGAUCAACUCUAUCUUUCACCGUCCCUUCAUCUCCUGAUCUCAAGAUCCAGGGCAUAACUGUGUGCUCAGUGUACACAAUUGACUGGAAAGUCUGGAUUGAGGGUAUCCAGUUUUAUUUGAUAAUCCAUAAUGAGCAGAAGAAUGUGAAACUGAUUUAUAGCCCGACUUGCUAUGGUCUUCCUGAAGCCCAAAACGAAAUGUUAUGGUUCACCCAUUGGAUAUUUCUGAGUCAGCUGGAUGCUGGUGACACCUUGAAUGUCUCAGUUGUUACUAUGGAGGGUUUUAGCAUCAAGGAAAUUGGUAUUCACUUAAUGCAUGGAGAGCAAGUAGACAUGGUUUUGAACUCAAACAGUCAAGAAAUGCAGCGAGAUUAUCCUUAUCAGGGGAUGAUGCCUGCCAAACGUCAAGGGCUUGUAGAUUUAUACUGCUAUGGCCAUAUGGGGAUUGGAUUGGACUUCAUUUUGCCCUACAUACCAUGAGAUCCAUGAAUGGGAAUACAUAUACCUGCUAAAAUCUUUGGAGGAGUCGGAUGCAAAAUAUGAUAUCUUAGCCAUCGUCUCCCCAAGUAUCUUCUUUUUUCUUCCUUCAUUUGAAAUUUCAUUUUUCUAGAAAGAACUAUUUAUGUGGAAUUUGGGUGACAAUCAAUACUUCUAUCGUCAUCUUAUUCAUAAUUAUAUUUUAU
This is a messenger RNA of Solanum stenotomum, 1501 nucleotides long. Its product is annotated as disease resistance-like protein DSC1. The coding region runs from base 123 to 1298 and encodes 391 amino acids. Gene Ontology annotation, molecular function: protein binding. The transcript has 2 exons. The record is from RefSeq and is a predicted model, not a curated record. NCBI's taxonomy places the organism in Eukaryota, Viridiplantae, Streptophyta, Magnoliopsida, Solanales, Solanaceae.